Molecule: messenger RNA, 1239 nt
Organism: Lathyrus sativus (Indian pea)
Lineage: Eukaryota; Viridiplantae; Streptophyta; Magnoliopsida; Fabales; Fabaceae
Source: the annotation of a GenBank genome assembly
AUGACGACUCCUACUUCUUCUCCGAAUCGAGGUAAGGGACAAUCGAUUCAGCAGCGGAGGUUAACUAGACAGAAGAGGCUCUGUUACCCAACCGAUCAUCAAGACGGUGAACCCUUUCUUUCCACGGAAGGCGUUUCGUUUUCUUUACUGGGUUCGCCUCUGAGGUCUAGCUCUGAUCAUUGGUCUUCUUCGGCUGUUCCGUUGCCGCUUCCGUUGCCGGAGUCGCCGUUGACUCGACGACCGGAUCAUCACGCCACGUUACCUUGUGCCAGAAAGACGGUGGAUCAUGAUGCUGUGAGAAGUUCAAGGUCUUCCAGCAAUUUAGGUCGACCGUUUUUUGCCACGACGGGAAAUGCGAAGAAUGAUUUAAGAGUGAAUAUUCCUCCUGUUAGAAGCUUGGUGACGAGCAAGAGCUCUUGUAAAGAUACUAGAAAACACUCUCAUGAUAAUGAAUGUGAAGGUGUUACCGAUGAGAGGUUGCAAUUUGCUGCUAGGAGUGCCCCAACGAGUAUGUUCUCCAGUCCUGUUACUAGUCCGCGCAGAUUAAGCAAUGUAGAUUUAUUUGAUCCUUCCAUCAACUUUCCUCAAGAUUUUAAUGACAUUUUGAGGAUGCCUGCUAAAACGUCUCAUAGUCCUGACUUGUCUUCUCGUCGUAGCUUGGGAAACCACAGUCCUAAACACCACUACACUAUUCAAGGGGGAUCUCAUCCACACCAAUCUAAAAUUUGCAUUAGGGUGUGGCCGGAGAAUAACCAUGCCGAUGCACAUCCAUUGCCUCUUCCACCGAGAGCUUCACCACAGCCACAACAAUCACCUUCACAACAUCAAUCAAGUGCCACGAUGCAUCACUCAACAGAAAAUUUUCAUUCAAUGAAGGGCCAAUGGCAGAAAGGAAAACUAAUUGGACGAGGAUCAUUUGGAAGUGUUUAUCAUGCAACAAACCUAGAGACUGGAGCCUCAUGUGCCUUGAAAGAGGUAGAUCUGUUUCCUGAUGAUCCUAAAUCUGCGGACUGUAUAAAGCAACUCGACCAGGAAAUAAGGAUUCUCGGUCAGCUAAACCAGCCCACAACACAACAACCCGCCAAACAAACUCACGCAGGCUCCACGCAUUUCCAUUACAAAACCAGCGGCAACUCGAAUUCUGCAACACUUUCAAUUAUGCAACCCACCAUCGGCCAAGGCCUGCAAAACGUAACAAACGUUACAAACCAACCUGUACGCACACUUCCACAAAUGUGA